AGAGGAAGCAGAUCUUUUUCAACUGAGGGGAAACUUCAAACUCUGUAAAAAAAAUUCAAUAUUAUUCACCAGAAGACAAAACCCACAGAAGGAGAAGAGAUUUGGGAUUACUUCACCUCGUUUACCGUCAGUCACAGAUAAAAUGUCGUCUGGAAUCCAAGAAGAGCUGUCCUGCCCCGUUUGUCGAGACAUAUUCAGAGACCCUGUUGUUCUGUCGUGCAGCCACAGCUUUUGUAGAAACUGCCUGAAAAGAUGGUGGAGAAAGAAAGAAAUACGCCAGUGUCCUGUUUGUAAGAGUGCAUCUAAAAAGAAAAACCCACCCUGUAACUUGGUGUUAAAGAACCUGUGUGAGAACUUCUUGCUGGAGACAAAUCAGAGUGCUUCAGCAGAGUCCGAGUCGCUCUGCGGUCUGCACUCGGAGAAACUCAAACUCUUCUGUCUGGACCAUCAGGAGCCAGCGUGUCUCAUCUGCAGAGACUCAAAAACUCACAGCAACCACAGAUUCAGACCCAUCGAUGAGGCUGCGCAGGAUCACAGAAAGGAGCUCCAGAUCUCACUGAAACCCUUACAGGACAAACUGAAGGCCUUUGAACGAGUUAAAGGAAACUUUGUUCAAACAGCAGAACACAUUAAGGUUCAGGCCUUUCACGCAAAGAGGCAGAUCAAGGAGCAGUUUAAGAAGCUUCACCAGUUUCUGCAAGAGGAAGAGGAAGCCAGGAUCACUGCUCUGAGAGAGGAAGAGGAGGAGAAGAGUGCGAGUAUGAGUGAAAUGAUUGCAGCUCUGAGCAGAGAGAUAGCAAGUCUCUCAGAAACAAUCAGAGCCACAGAGGAGGAGCUGAGAGCACGAGACAUUGCUUUCCUGCAGAACUACAAGGCUGCAGUGAGCAGAGUCCAGCAGUGCCCCCAGCUGGAUGAUCCACAGCUGGUGUCAGGAGCUCUGAUAGAUGUGGCCAAACACCUGGGCAACCUGACCUACAACGUCUGGAACAAGAUGAAGAAAAUGGUCUCCUACUCUCCUGUGAUCCUGGAUCCAAACACAGCUGAAUCACACCUCUCCAUAUCUGAAGAUCUGACCAGUGUGAGCCUUGGAGAGAGGCAGCAGCUUCCUGACAAUCCAGAGAGGUUUGAUGGCUAUCCGAUCGUCCUGGGCUCAGAGUGUUUCGACUCAGGGACUCACAGCUGGGAUGUUGAAGUUGGAGACAGUCCAAACUGGCUAGUUGGUGUGGCUGAAGAAUCAACUAAAAGAAAGGGACAAACAGACUUUAAGUGUCGAUUGUGGGCUGUGUGGUUCAGUAAGGGUAGUUAUUUCAUACGUUCCCCACUAGAUUCGUCCUCCUUUCAUCCAAAGAAAAAGCUCCAGAGGAUCCGAGUUUGCCUGGACUGGAAAAGCGGGAUGCUGUCAUUCUCUGAUCCUGACAUCAACAUUUACACCUUCACACACACUUUCACUCAGAAACUUUUUCCAUUUGUUUACACCAAGAACGAACUGCCAUUGAAGAUAUUACCACGAGUGUCUCAUGACAGUGCAGACUCUGAUAGUGAAGGAGAUCACGAUCAAGGUGGUGAAACAGUUAAUGGCAUUCUUGAUGACGACGAUGAUGUUAUUCAUGAUGUUGAUGUUGAUGAUGAUGAUGAUGAUGACUGACACUAUAGCCA
This is a messenger RNA of Pundamilia nyererei, 1656 nucleotides long. RefSeq names its product zinc-binding protein A33-like. The record is from RefSeq and is a predicted model, not a curated record. Gene Ontology annotation, molecular function: zinc ion binding; protein binding. The transcript is spliced from 2 exons. The coding region runs from base 143 to 1645 and encodes 500 amino acids. Lineage: Eukaryota; Metazoa; Chordata; Actinopteri; Cichliformes; Cichlidae.